CGAGACCGGCAGUACUUCGAACUGUGCGGGAAGAUGGAGAACCUGCUGCGCUGUAGCCGCUGCCGCAGCUCCUUCUACUGCAGCAAGGAGCAUCAGCGCCAGGACUGGAAGAAGCACAAGCUCGUGUGCCAGGUCGGCGAGAAGGUUUCUGCCCCCGGCACGGGCCAACCUUUAAGCCGGGCCGCGCGCCCGCCGGGCGAGGGGCUGAGCCACGGCGGCCUGCGGCCCAAGGGGCAGACGAAGCCGAUGCCGGCACUGAAGCUGGCGCUGGAGUGCAUCGUGCCCUGCAUGAACAAGCACGGCAUCUGCGUGGUGGACGGCUUCCUGGGCAAGGAGACCGGCCAGCAGAUAGGCGACAAGGUGCGCGCCCUGCACGACACGGGCAAGUUCACGGACGGGCAGCUGGUCAGCCAGAAGAGCGACUCGUCCAAGGACAUCCGAGGUGAUAAGAUCACCUGGAUCGAGGGCGAGGAGCCUUGCUGUGAAACCAUCGGGCUGCUCAUGAACAACAUGGACGACCUGAUCCGCCACUGUAACGGGAAGCUGGGCAACUACAAAAUCAAUGGCCGGACGAAAGCCAUG
Molecule: messenger RNA, 582 nt
Organism: Rangifer tarandus platyrhynchus (Svalbard reindeer)
Lineage: Eukaryota; Metazoa; Chordata; Mammalia; Artiodactyla; Cervidae
Source: the annotation of a GenBank genome assembly